Messenger RNA from Didymodactylos carnosus, 210 nucleotides. The record is from the annotation of a GenBank genome assembly. NCBI's taxonomy places the organism in Eukaryota, Metazoa, Rotifera, Eurotatoria, Philodinida, Philodinidae.
AUGGACACUAUUAAAUCUGCUGCUAAUAAGGUGAAAGAAGAAGUUUGUGAGAAAAUUGGCGAUGAUCAUUUGGAAAAAGCGCGAGAUGAAAAACGCCCAUCUCAUAAUCGUGCCGGACAUAUGCGGGAGGCAGCAGAUUAUCAAUACAAAGCAGAAGCCGCUGGUGCAAAAUCUAACCAACAGGAAUCACGUCAUGAUUCGAAGGCCUGA